Molecule: messenger RNA, 291 nt
Organism: Lactuca sativa (garden lettuce)
Lineage: Eukaryota; Viridiplantae; Streptophyta; Magnoliopsida; Asterales; Asteraceae
Source: RefSeq, a predicted model, not a curated record
AUGACAUACCUUUUGCUUGCAGUUGAUUCCUUGGAGCUUCAAGAGACUAGAACCAAUAAUGUGGAUGCCUCUAUAUGGGUCCGUAUAUUUCCAGAUAAACCAGUUACAGUAAGACCCGCAGAAACACGUAUGGGUUCAGGUAAAGGCUCUCCCGAAUAUUGGGUAGCUGUUGUUAAACCAGGUCGAAUACUUUAUGAAAUGGGUGGAGUAACAGAAAAUAUAGCCAGAAGGGCUAUUUCAAUAGCAGCGUCCAAAAUGCCUAUACGAGCUCAAUUCAUCAUUUCGGGAUAA